Molecule: messenger RNA, 876 nt
Organism: Linum trigynum
Lineage: Eukaryota; Viridiplantae; Streptophyta; Magnoliopsida; Malpighiales; Linaceae
Source: the annotation of a GenBank genome assembly
AUGGUUGAUCCAAAGCCUGAAGAGAUAAGUCACCCGGCAAUGGAUCAGCUCCACAGUUUGGAGUACUGUAUUGAUUCCAAUCCUUCUUGGGGGGAGUCAAUUGCUUUGGGUUUCAAGCAUUACAUUUUGGCUUUAGGGACAGCCGUUAUGAUUCCAACCUUCCUUGUCCCUUUGAUGGGCAGUGACCAUGGGGAUAAAGUCAGAGUGGUACAGACUCUACUGUUCGUAGAGGGGAUCAAUACCCUUAUUCAGACACUGUUUGGGACACGUCUCCCCACCGUGAUUGGGGGUUCCUACGCAUUUAUGGUCCCAAUCAUGUCAAUAAUUCACGACCUUGCUUUGACCAGAAUAGAGGACGAUCAUUUGAGGUUUUUGAGCACCAUGAGAGCUGUACAAGGUGCUUUAAUAGUAUCAUCUAGCAUUCAGAUAAUUCUUGGAUACAGUCAAUUGUGGGCCAUUUGUUCCAGGUUCUUCAGCCCACUUGGGAUGGUUCCAGUCAUUUCUUUACUGGAUUUUGGACUAUUUGACAGAGGCUUCCCUGUGGUUGGGCGUUGUGUGGAAAUUGGAGUGCCCAUGCUCAUACUAUUCAACUUUCACUUCAGGCAAUUGCCAGUACUAGAGCGGUUCGCCUUGCUAAUAUCGGUUACUGUAAUAUGGGCAUAUGCACAUCUCUUGACAGCAAGUGGCGCAUACAAGCAUCGUCCAGACCUUACGCAGGGCAACUGCAGAACUGACAGGGCCUACCUCAUUUCUGCUGCUCCAUGGAUAAAGAUUCCUUAUCCACUGCAAUGGGGAGCCCCAAAAUUUGAUGCUGGUCAUUGCUUUGGGAUGAUGGCUGCUGUUAUAGUCUCACUCAUUGAGUCAACUGGAGGAUAA